This is a messenger RNA of Armigeres subalbatus, 2738 nucleotides long. It is a transcript of the gene knk, whose product is annotated as protein Skeletor, isoforms B/C. The coding region runs from base 510 to 2642 and encodes 710 amino acids. The record is from RefSeq and is a predicted model, not a curated record. Lineage: Eukaryota; Metazoa; Arthropoda; Insecta; Diptera; Culicidae. The transcript has 4 exons.
UAUAUCGCAGCGAUCUAUACGAGCGAGCAGCUAGUUUCCAGUGGAACACGGUCGGGUGCUGAGCAGACCGUGCGCGGUGGAUAAGUGCAGACUUUUGCAGCGUGAGUCCAAGGCCUCUGCGCUUGAUCCGCUUUCGUUGCGUAUGUCUGGUUCGUAGUGGACGCGAUCGUAGCCGUCGACGUCAUCGUCAUCAGAGGAGGACUUUUGAAGUCAAAUUUCCGCCUACUUGGGGGCGGUCAUAGUGUCUUGGUUUCCGGGAUGUGAUCAAUUCGAAGCGUUAAACUGUGCGAUAACCGGGAUUGAAUAAGGGAAACACUCAGAAUUCCCAUGAUAGCAGAUACAUGAAGUGAAAUGUAAAAAUAUUCAAAGUGAGAGUGGAAAUUUAACACUCACACCGAUAUAAUCGUGCAGAUCAUAGCCGCGACGCGAGUGCAGACGUUCGCGUAACGUGAGAAAGAAAGAGACGAAAAAUCUCCUUCGAUCCAGACUUCGGUAGCCGUACAGUAAUAAUGACGACUUUCAUGUCGCGGAAAUGUAAUUUGUUCUUCAGCACCGUAGCAGUUCGAUGGAAAAUCAGUUCUACAAUGUUUCUGAUACAGUUUGCUCUAGUCUACGCAAUAUGUGUGAUCGGCGUGGAUUCACAAAAGCCCGAAGAUGGUCCGUAUCGAGGAAAAUACAUCGGCAAGUUUAACUCGUAUCAUCACCAGGCUUCCGGAGACGUGUAUGCCGUGGACGAAUACACUUUCCUCAUAACGGGCUUCAAUUACGACGGUAAUGGUGUGGACACGUUCUUCUGGUCCGGUGCAAGCAAUCGACCCGGUCCUCAAGGCUUCAUCGUUCCAGAUGAAUACGGAAAGACAAAUAUCUUGGAACGAUACUUCAACAAGGACUUCACAUUACGGCUGCCAGACAACAAGCGGAUCACCGAGGUCAAAUGGUUGGCCAUUUACGAUCUGAACUCGCAGAACAACUUUGCCGAUGUGUACAUUCCGGAGGACUUCGAACCACCUGUGCCUCAGAACGCGGGCAGUCUAUCACGCAAUAGCCAUGGCGUGAGCAGCGAAACGAUCGACAUUUUGGAUUCGAAAACCAUUCGAUUGCCGGAGUUCAGCUACGACGGGAAAGGAAAAGAAGUACACUUUUGGGUCGGCGUAGGUCCUUCGCCGUCGUCCAAGGGGAUGAAAAUUCCGGAUGAUAUGGGAUACUUGGAUCCCAUCCGGGCUUAUGAUCGGGAGACCAUUACAUUGGAGUUACCAGGCGAUAUGACUAUUUUCGAUAUCGAUUGGUUCUCGGUGUAUGAUGUGCAAACGAAGGAAGACUUUGGUUCCAUUCUUAUUUCGGAUGAUUUGAAUGUGCCGCCGUCUCUGGUGAAGAUAACUCCGCAUAUCCAAUCACUGCCAAACUGCCGCCAACUGCACAAGGACUUCCGUGUGUCGUGGGAAGUUUUCGGUCCCCAGAUUACCUUGCAGCUGGCCGGAAAUGUGAAGGAGGAUGAAUACAUGGCAUUCGGGAUAAGUGGAUCAGACAGUCAAAGUCAGAUGCAAGGAGCGGAUGUAGUGGUGUCCUACAUCGAGGGACACCAAGGUUAUGCGGUGGACUACAACAUAACCUCACUGGCGCCAUGUGUUCAGGUUUUGGGCCAAAACAAAGGCGUUUGUCGGGACGACCUCGUUGGCGGUCAGGAUAGUUUUCAGUUGCAUACGUUCAAUCGAGAGGAUGGGAUUAAUACGAUUACUUUCCGAAGGAUGCUAAUUUCUCCGGACAAUGGUGACAAGCCAUUUUUGUUGGACCGUCCAAUGUACAUGAUCUGGGCUAUGGGUAGGCUGGAUUCUAACAACGAACCCACAUACCAUGAUAUCUACCCUAAAAGGGACGUUGCGAUGUCUUUCAAUACUUCGGAACCGGUAAACGAUUGCUUCAGCUUCACCCGCAGUGAGGUUAAUUUGAAAGACGUUUGGGAGAAAGCGCAAAUCUUCGAUCGAACGGUGCGAUCGUUCAGUGCUACCUUGGGCCCAGCAGGAGGAAAGCGUGGCUACCAAGGAAUUACUGGACACGUUUCCAACGGGUUGGCGUGGUACAUAAACGGCUUGUUGGUUCCGGAGUUAUGGCUGAGACGAGGUUUAACCUAUUCCUUUAAAGUCCGCGGUGGAAACAAUCCCCACUCACCGGAGUUCUAUCAUCCCUUGGUCAUCACAGACGAACCGCGUGGUGGAUUCGAUCGACUGUCGGACGCCAAGCAGAGUGAAAUUCGUGUCCUGGCAGGCGUAGAGUUUACCCGCCGAGGUCGUCCGAAACCGACGGCUGCCGGUCCGCGUUGUCUGGCAGAGUAUCCGCCCAACCAGGAUCGUCGGUUGGACGACAACUUUGCCACGUUCAAGAAGUUCAACCGAACGCUACGGUGGAGCUGCGAGAAGGGCGAUCCGGCUAUCCUGGAAAUCACGCCCAACUCCAGCUGGCCGGACGUGGUGUACUACAACAGUUUCACCCACGCCAACAUGGGCUGGAAGAUUCACAUCGUCGACAGCUACAGCAGUUCGGCGAGAAGUGGUACGAGUGCAGCGUUUGCUGAUGUAAGACUGAUUACUGGGAUCGCGGCUGUUGUCGUGGUGUUGCUGCGGUAUGGAUUAGCCGCAGGUAGAUAGGUGAUCAAACGAGAUUAAAUUAUUUUGUUUAUGUUUCGUUGGCUCGUAGGAAAUAAAAUUCAUCAGAUGAAUAGAAUAUUGUUCGUGGAAAUAAAA